Jaculus jaculus (lesser Egyptian jerboa) is the source of this 3474-nucleotide messenger RNA. It is a transcript of the gene Mms19, whose product is annotated as MMS19 homolog, cytosolic iron-sulfur assembly component. Gene Ontology annotation, biological process: iron-sulfur cluster assembly. The transcript has 31 exons. The record is from RefSeq and is a predicted model, not a curated record. Gene Ontology annotation, cellular component: cytosolic [4Fe-4S] assembly targeting complex; MMXD complex. The coding region runs from base 18 to 3104 and encodes 1028 amino acids. NCBI's taxonomy places the organism in Eukaryota, Metazoa, Chordata, Mammalia, Rodentia, Dipodidae.
GGCUUCUGGCUCGCGUCAUGGCCGCCGCUGCCGGGGUGGCGGCGCCUCCAGGCGCCCUGUGGGGCCUCGUGCAGGACUUCGUCAUGGGUCAGCAGGAGGCUCCCGCUAGCCAGGUGGCUGCAGAUGUGAAAUCUGGCAGCUAUACAAUACUACAAGUGGUGGAAGCCCUUGGGUCCUCUCUGGAGAAUCCAGAACCCCGAACUCGGGCACGAGGGAUACAGCUUUUGUCACAGGUGCUCCUUCAGUGCUACUCCUUGCUCCUGGAGAAGGAAGUGGUACACCUGAUCCUGUUCUAUGAGAACCGGCUGAAGGACCAUCAUCUUGUGAUCCCAUCCGUCCUGCAGGGGUUGAGGGCACUUAGCAUGUGUGGGUCACUGCCUCCAGGGUUGGCUGUCUCUGUGCUUAAAGCCAUCUUCCAGGAAGUACAUGUACAGUCUCUGCUGCAGGUGGAUCGACACACAGUAUACAGUAUCAUCACCAACUUUAUGCGAUCCCGGGAGGAAGAGCUAAAGGGCCUCGGAGCCGAUUUCACAUUUGGCUUCAUCCAGGUGAUGGAUGGGGAAAAGGAUCCCCGUAAUCUUCUGGUGGCUUUCCGCAUAGUCCAUGAAAUCAUCUCCAGAGAUUAUAGCCUGGGACCCUUUGUGGAAGAAUUGUUUGAAGUAACAUCCUGUUACUUCCCUAUUGACUUUACCCCUCCACCAAAUGACCCUUACGGAGUCCAGAGAGAAGACCUCAUCCUGAGUCUCCGAGCUGUGCUGGCUUCUACACCACGAUUUGCCGAGUUCCUACUGCCCCUGCUGAUUGAGAAAGUAGAUUCUGAGAUCCUGAGUGCCAAACUGGAUUCUCUGCAGACCCUGAAUGCUUGCUGUGCUGUGUAUGGACAGAAAGAAUUGAAGGAUUUCCUCCCCAGCCUUUGGGCUUCUAUCCGCAGAGAGGUGUUCCAGACUGCAAGUGAGCGGGUGGAGGCAGAGGGCCUGGCAGCCCUCCACUCCCUGACUGCGUGUUUGUCUCGCUCUGUGCUGAGGGCUGAUGCCGAGGACCUCCUUGACUCCUUCCUUAGCAACAUUCUACAGGACUGCAGGCACCAUCUGUGUGAGCCGGACAUGAAACUGGUGUGGCCUAGCGCCAAGCUGUUGCAGGCAGCUGCAGGUGCAUCUGCCCGGGCCUGUGACCACAUCACCAGCAACGUCCUUCCCUUACUGCUGGAACAGUUCCACAAGCACAGUCAGAGCAGCCAACGGCGGACAAUCCUGGAAAUGCUCCUGGGUUUCUUGAAGCUGCAGCAGAAGUGGAGCUAUGAAGACAAAGAUGAAGGACCUCUGAGUGGCUUCAAGGACCAGCUGUGUUCAGUAAUCUUUAUGGCACUAGCAGACCCCAGCACCCAGCUUCAGCUUGUUGGCAUUCGGACACUCACAGUCUUGGGUUCCCAGCCAGAUCUUCUAUCUUCUGGGGACUUGGAGCUGGCAGUGGGUCACUUGCACAGACUGAGCUUCCUGGAGGAGGAUUCCCAGAGUUGCAGGGUGGCAGCACUGGAGGCAUCAGGAGCCCUGGCCACUCUCUAUCCUGAAGCCUUCAGCAAUCACCUACUACCCAGGCUUGCUAAGGAGCUGCGUAGAGGGGACUCGGAUGUGACUAGAGAAGGUGGGCCCACCAAAUGCUCCAGGCAUCUCUAUUGUCUGCAGGCUUUAUCAGCGGUCUCCACACAUCCCAGCAUUGUCAAGGAGACACUGCCUCUGCUGCUGCAGCAUCUUGGGCAGGCAAACAAAGAAAAUAUGACUACAGCGUCCAGUGAAGUUAUUGCCAUCUGUCAGAGUCUCCAGCAGAUAGCAGAAAAAUGCCAGCAGAACCCUGAGAGCUGCUGGUAUUUCCACCAGACAGCUGUACCCUACCUGCUUGCCUUGGCUGUACAGGCUUCCAUGCCAGAAAAGGAACCCUCAUUUCUGGGAAAAGUACUGUUGGAAGAUGAGGUCUUAACCACUUUGGCAUCUGUCAUUGGCACUGCCACUACCCACCUAAGCCCUGAGUUAGCUGCCCAGAGUGUCACCCACAUUGUGCCCCUGUUCUUAGAUGGCAACACCUCCUUUCUGCCUGAAAAUAGCUUCCCAAGCCGAUUCCAGCCAUUCCAGGAUUGUUCAUCAGGGCAGAGACGGCUGGUUGCACUGCUGAUGGCUUUUGUCUGCUCCUUGCCACGAAAUGUGGAAAUCCCUCAGCUGAACCAACUCAUGCAGGAGCUCUUGAAAAUAAGCUGCCAACACAGCUGCUCCUUCUCGUCCACUGCUGCUGCCAAGUGUUUUGCAGGACUCCUCAACAAGCUCCCAGCAGGGCAGCAGUUGGAUGAAUUCCUCCAGCUUGCUAUGGAUACAGUGGAGGCUGGCCUGGGUUCUGGGGCCUUUUGUAAUCAGGCCUUCACACUACUGCUCUGGGUAACCAAGGCUCUGGUACUUAGAUACCAUCCUCUGAGCUCCUGCCUUACCACCCGGCUGAUGGGCCUACUGAGUGAUCCAGAACUAGGUCCUGCAGCAGCUGAUGGCUUCUCUCUGCUCAUGUCUGACUGCACUGAUGUGCUGACUCGUGCGGGCCACGCUGACGUGCGGAUCAUGUUCCGCCAGCGGUUCUUCACGGACAAUGUGCCUGCUUUGGUCCAAGGCUUCCAUGCUGCUCCCCAAGGUGUGAAGCCAAACUACCUGAAGGGUUUGUCUCACGUACUCAACAGGCUACCCAAACCUGUGCUCUUACCGGAGCUGCCUACACUGCUGUCCUUGUUGCUGGAGGCUCUGUCCUGCCCUGACUCUGUGGUCCAGCUCUCUACCCUCAACUGUCUUCAGCCUCUUCUACUGGAAGCACCCCAAGUCAUGAGUCUUCAUGUAGAUACUUUGGUCACCAAGUUUCUGAACCUCAGCUCCAGCCCUUCCAUGGCCGUCCGGAUUGCUGCACUGCAGUGCAUGCAUGCUCUCACCCGCCUCCCCACUCCUGUGCUCCUGCCAUACAAGCCACAAGUGAUCCGAGCCUUAGCCAAGCCUCUAGAUGACAAGAAGAGACUGGUUCGCAAGGAAGCUGUGUCAGCUAGGGGAGAAUGGUUUCUGCUGGGGAGCCCAGGCAGCUGAACUUCCUCAGCUUGGCCUCGACCCUACUGACAAUCCAACAUGCAAGUGCUAACCACGGAGCCAUCCUGCAAGGCAAGGUGACCAUUAGCCUCCGCUUGUCUUUCCCACAGACAUGGGACAAAUGCUGGGCCUUUGCUGCAUGGCUAUACAAGACACAUAGGAUACUGAUUUCUAAUGGAUUGGUGAAGAAACUGACUGAGACUACUUGUGUUUGAAGAAAGAUCUUGGGGUCAUGGGACUCUCCCAUUAUAGACUGUCAGGAAAAGGAAGCUGUGCUACUGAAGGUGGAGUUCAGUUAAGUGGUCCUGAGGACCAGGGAUGGUGGAUGUGUGUGGUCCUAUAGGAGAAUAAAGAUUGCUUUUGUAACGGG